UAGUACCAAGUUAAUAGUGUUAAGUGUUAAGACGUGUUAUGGGGACACUAACGGUGUGGAUACCCCUGUUAGUGGUGUCCUUAAUAUUAUUGGACCAACAGACUGGAGGAGCUCAAGUUCCCAAAUUUUUACAAAAAAAAUAUGGCACCAAAACAGUGGACGGUUAUAUCCCUAAUGCCAAUACUAAAUCAUAUACCAAGACCAAAACUGCCCAUACUAAAUCCAGGCAUCACGGACACACCUCAAAAAUGUUACCACCACGCGCCCAUGAGGCAACCAUGAGCCCAUAUGAUGUUUCCGGUAGAAAAGCCAGAGACUUCUUGGAUGCUGUAUCUGGCCCAUCCAAAUAUAUUAGUUCAGGUGGAUCAUACGGUGGAUCUUCACAAGGUUUUUCAUACCAAGGAGGAUGUCAGAGUAUGCCCUCACCCAUGAACGCUGGAGUAAAAUGCUCGUCAGUGUCUGGAUGCACAGCUACUUGUAUGCCAGACGCUCAUUUCCCUAACGGAAGAACGGAACUUAAACUUCUCUGUCAAAAUGGACAAUGGUUUGCAGAAGGAUAUAAUGGUGUACCAAACUGUGAACGCAGUUCUGGAAUGAGUGGCUCAUCAUCUAGUUCUGGUGGAUCUUCCAUUUCAUUCCAAGGAGGAUGUGUGGGUAUGCCCUCACCCAUGAACGCUGCAGUUAAAUGCUCAUCAUUAUCUGGAUGCAUCGCUACUUGUAUGCCAGGCUCUCAAUUCCCUAAUGGAAAAACUGAACUCCAGAUUCUCUGUCAAAAUGGACAAUGGUCAGCACUACAGUUUAAUGGUGUACCAGACUGUCAACUUAUAUCUGGUUCAUCCGGAAUGAGUGGUUCAUCAUCUAGCUCAAGUAGUUCUUCAUCUUCUUCAUCAAGUGGAUCCUCAGGCAGUAUUUCUUUCCAAGGAGGAUGUGUUGGUAUGCCUUCACCCAUGAACGCUGCAGUUAAAUGCUCGUCAUUGACUGGAUGCAGAGCUACUUGUAUGCCAAACUCUCAAUUCUCUAAUGGAAAAACUGAACUUCAGAUGCUCUGUCAAAAUGGACAAUGGUCAGCAGAAGGAUUUAAUGGUGUACCGGACUGCCAAUGGAUCUCUGGUUCAUCCGGAUCAUCAUCUAGCUCAUCGAGCUCAUCAUCUAGCUCAAGCAGUUCUUCUUCAUCCAGUGGAUCAUCAAGCAUUUCAUUCCAAGGAGGAUGUACCGGUAUGCCCUCACCUACGAACGCUGGAGUCAAAUGCUCGUCAUUGUCUGGAUGUAAAGCCACUUGUAUGCCAGAUUAUCAAUUCCCUAACGGAAAAACUGAAGUUAGAAUUCUCUGUCAAGAUGGAAAAUGGCUUGCAGAAGAGUUUAGUGGCGUACCAAACUGUGAACCAAUUUGUUUGCCACAAUGCCAAAACAACGGAAUCUGCUUGGCUCCUAACCAAUGUAGCUGCCCCGAAAACUUCUCUGGACCUCAAUGCCAGUUCGAAAGCAAACCAUGUUUGAACUAUCCUCCCAUGCCCAAAAACUCAAAACGAUCCUGUAAUUCUAAGAAAUGUACUAUCACUUGUAUGAAGGGCCAUGAAUUCCCAGAUGGCUCAGGGAUCGCUACCAUGGACUGCAAAAACGGAUUGUGGGUUCCAAGCAAAGAAAAGUGGACUUCUAUGCCAAACUGUCAAGCCACCUGCGAUCCUCCUUGUUUGAAUGGUGGAAACUGCCUUUCAUUUAACGUCUGCCAAUGUCCCCAGGAAUUCAGAGGCCCACAGUGCCAAUACAGUGCUGACGUAUGUAAUCCAAAGAACAUGGGCUUCAACGGUGGUUACAACUGUUCCGGAGAUGCUAACACCUUCUCCUGUGCGCUUAAAUGUCCAGUUGGCAUUGAUUUUGAAUUCGCACCUGUGCCUGUAUAUACUUGUGACUACGCUCUUGGAUUCUUCUUGCCCCAACCAAUUCCAGACUGUGUAUAUCCUGAUGGUUCCGAAGUCCACUUCAUUCCAGGUACUUCCGAAACACAGAUCACAUUCAACUACACCGAAUGGAUAACCACCACCCGAGGCAGACUUUUCCUUGAAAGCUUAGAACAAGAACUUACUCUCGGUGUGAAUGUACAUAUUAUUAUAAAAAGAAUUGAGGACGAGAUUAAAUCUGGAACAUUGACCAUCGAACAGAAAACUUUGUUGGAGAAAUGGGAGAAGGAAUUGAGCACUGGAGCAUUGACCGAGCAGAAACUGUUAGAACAGAUCAAGGUCUUCCCUAUGUUUACUGAGUCACCAAAUGGCAAAGAAGUAACGGAAAACAUCAUCAUUGACGAAAAUCAUAAGGUCGUUGAAGGUGGUACCAGCGGUGGUGAAAGUGUCAUCGUUGAAACGAAACUGCCUGCACCUGGAACAUGUUUUGCUUGGGGUGGAUCUCACUAUAAAACUUUUGACAAUAGAAUCUACAGCUUCAAAUCAAGAUGCCCUCACGUUCUAGUCCGUGACUCCAAAGACAGCACCUUCAGCAUCAUCACUCAAGAUUCCGACGAGUGUCAAUCAAGUCCAGAACAAUGCCACAAAAACAUUAACAUUUACUUGCAAAACGUCAAUUACCUACUUUCAAAAACUGCCGAAGGACAACCUCUCUUCAAAUCCGGAGAGAAAGUACUCCCAAUUCCUGGAAGAGUUCCUGGAAUAAGAGUAGAAAUGGAAGCUCACAAUCUUCUUGUCUCAUUGGAUACUGUAGGAGUUGAAAUGCUUUGGGAUGGAAGGAACCUCAUUCAAGUUUCCGUUAAAGAAAAUCUCUGGAAUAGAACUGAAGGGUUGUGUGGUAUUUUGGACGGUGAUGUAAGCACUGAUAUCGUUACCCAAGACGGAGAAGCUACCAAAAAUAUCCUCACCUUUGCCAGCAGCUGGAAAGUUGACUACAUUGGAAACCGAUGUGAGGAUUCACCUACCGAAGACGCCGUUUGUACUCACCAACCAGAUAGAGCAGAAAAUGCAACCAAUUUCUGUAAUAAACUCAUCAAAGACAACAGAUUCAAACAAUGCAACAAUCUUUUGGACAUCGGAUUCCUAUACGAUGCUUGUAGAUCUGAUUACUGUAACUGCCUCGAUAGUAAUGACCCUACUGCAUGCGCCUGUGAUAACUUCGACGUUUACGUUAAGCAUUGUACACUAUUUGGCAUCAAAGGACUAUCAAACUGGAGGGACGAAAAUACUUGCCCAAUGAAAUGUUCAAACGGAAAGAUCUAUCAAGCUUGUGGCAGUGCCAACAGACAACCAACUUGCGGAUCCAUUUCUGAAGGAAAAGUAGAAUCUGAUGAGAAAUGCGUCGAAGGAUGUUUCUGUCCUGAAGGAACCGUACUUCAUGAAGGAUCAUGUAUCACUAGAGACAAAUGCCCCUGUAUGUUGAGAGGAAAGAACUUUGAAGCCGGAGCGUCUGUACCAAAAGAUUGUAAUACCUGUACUUGUAGUGGAGGACAAUGGAUUUGUACACAGGUUGACUGUGGAGCUCGUUGUUCUGCUAUUGGAGACCCUCACUACGUCACUUUUGACGGAAAGAAAUACGACUUCAUGGGCAAAUGUUCCUACUAUUUAGUAAAGGCCCAGAACUUCUCUAUCGAAGCCGAAAACACCCCAUGUGCUGGUUCAAUCUCUCAGGCUAUGAACUUCCCUCUCAGUAUUCUCAGUGGAAUGCCUUCUUGUACAAAAACCGUCACAAUCAGGGUUAAUGAUCAAGUAAUUAAACUAAAACAAAACCAUGAAUUAGUUGUAAAUGGACAAGAUAUCAUCCAAGUUCCAUUCAUCAUCGCUGGAAUCAGAAUCAAGAAAGUUUCUUCCAUUUUCUUACAAACUACUUUACCCAAUGGAAUUGAUGUCUGGUGGGACGGAAGCAACAGAGUCUACAUAGACCUCCCUGCUAAAUUUAACGAAGAAACGAGAGGUCUUUGCGGUACUUUCAACAACAACCAAAAAGACGAUUUCUUAACCCCGCAAGACGAUGUUGAACAAUCUGUCAUUGCUUUUGCCAACAAGUGGAAGACUACUGAACAUUGCCAAGACCUUCCAGAAGUGGUUCCAACCCACCCAUGCGACAGAAAUAUCCACAGAAGAGGACAAGCCGAAGAAUACUGUUCCAAAAUUAAGUCAGAGCUUUUCAAAGGUAAGCUUAUGAGUCCAGUCAAUUUUCUAGGCAAUGACACUAAAACACCACAUGAUCAUUUAUGCGAAGAACAUUUUAAAUUUAUCAAUGAAAAUAGUUGUCAUUGGUUCGUCGAUCCUGAACAAUUCUACAAAGAUUGUCUCUACGACAUGUGCUCUUGUGAAUCCCCUGUUUCCAAAUGCCUUUGUCCAAUCAUGGCCAGCUACGCUAGCGAAUGUUCUCGUCAAGGAAUUAAGGUAGACUGGAGAAGCGACGUCCGCGAAUGUGGCGUCCACUGUCCAGGUGGUCAAAUAUACCAAGUUUGUGGCGACUCAUGUUCAAGAACUUGCCGCGACAUCUCUGACGAUACCAACUGCAAACCCCAGUGUGUUGAAGGUUGUAACUGUCCCGACGGUCAGACCUUAGACGACAAUGGUGAAUGUAUUCCAAUUGGACAAUGUAAAUGUCAUUACCGCGGAAUGGAGUUCCCACCCGGAUACAGGGAAAUCAGACCUGCUACUAAGGCUCCAGAACUAUGUUCUUGCGCCAGUGCUGUAUGGGAAUGUUUCGAAGCCAGCCAAGAAGACAUUGCGAUGUAUCCUAGCUCAGAAUUAGUUCAAAACAAGUGUAAUGCAUCUGCAAACCUUGAAUUCACCACCUGUGAACCGGUCGAACCACUUACCUGUAAGAACAUGCACUCUCCACCACAAGUAUCUCCUGCUAUCUGUCACUCUGGUUGCCAAUGUAAAGAGGGAUAUGUUCUCGAUACAACAAGCCGAAGAUGUGUUAAACCUACUGAAUGUCCAUGUCACCACGCCAGUAAGAGCUACAAGGAAGGUGCUAUCGUCCAAAGCGGAUGCAACACAUGUACUUGUCAAAAUGGUAAAUGGGGAUGCACUGACCGUCAAUGUGCAGCUGAAUGUAGCGCAUGGGGAGACUCUCACUACAAAACCUUCGAUGGAAAACGAUUCGACUAUCAAGGAGAAUGUGACUAUGUUUUGGCUAAAGGAAGUCUUGGACAAGAUUCUUUCCACGUUUCAGUCCAAAACGUACCAUGUGGAUCAUUGGGUACCGCUUGUUUCAAAUCUGUUACCAUCAAAGUAACCUCAAGUGGAACAUCUGAUGUUAUUACUUUAGAAAAAGACAAGCUUUUGCCAAGUCUCAAAACCUAUAAGCACAUCACUGUUAGAGAAAAGAGUAUGUUUGUUAUUGUCGAAGCUCCAGAUCUAGGAUUUGUCGUCCACUGGGAUAGAGGAACCAGAGUAUAUGUCAGAAUCGAUCCUAGAUGGAAGGAUACAACUAAAGGUUUAUGUGGUAAUUACAACGACAAUGAAGUUGAUGAUUUCCAGACUCCUUCUGGAGGUCUUGCUGAAGUUUCAGCUAAUAUCUUUGGUGACUCUUGGAGAUUACAAUCAUACUGUACUGAAGCUCCAGAAAUUAAGGAUACCUGCGAACAACGACCAGAUCGCAAAGUCUGGGCUACCAAGAAGUGCGGUGUAUUAAAAUCAUCAGUCUUCUCCCCAUGUCACUCCGAAGUUUCCGUUGACUACUUCUUCGAAAAAUGUAUCUUCGAUAGCUGUGCCUGCGACCAAGGUGGUGACUGUGAAUGUAUGUGCACAGCUUUAGCUGCCUAUGCUCAGGAAUGUAACAACAGAGGAGUACCAAUCAAAUGGAGAACCCCUGAAUUCUGCCCAAUGCAAUGUGACGAACGUUGCACCACUUACAGCCCAUGUAUUUCCACGUGUCCAGAAGAAACUUGUGACAACCUCCUCAUGAACAAGAAAUACUCAAAGACUUGCGGUGAAGACAGUUGCAUCGAAGGUUGUGCGCCUAAACGUUGCCCACCUGGAAAAGUUUACAGAAACAGCACCCACUUGGAAUGUGUACCUAUGCAAGAAUGUAAGCCUGUCUGUUUAGUUGUAGACGGUAAAACUUACUACGAAGGAGACCUCAUGGAAGAAGACGAUUGCCACACUUGUUAUUGUUCCAGAGAAGAAAAGAAAUGCAGAGGUCAGCCUUGUACAACCACUGUAGCACCAACCAUAACAACUACAAACCAGAAUGAACAACAAAUUAACUGUGAAGGUGGAUGGACUGCAUGGGUAAACCAAAACGCUGAGGGGCAAAAGGAAGAACUCAGAGAGGAGGAAAUUGAACCUGUUCCAUCUUCUACCGUAUUGGUUAAUCUAAAAGACUCAGCUAAGUGUAAUUCCGAUAUGAUGGUAGAUAUUGAAUGCAGAACUGUUCAGGGACGUAUUUCAGCUAAAGAACUCGCUGACACCGGUUUGGAUAUCGAAUGUUCUCUUGAAAGAGGCCUUGUCUGCAAGGCUGGAAACAACAAACUUUGUCCAGACUUUGAAGUCCGUGUCAAAUGCCAAUGUGAAGCUACAACAACUCCAGCUGAAGUAUUUACUUCCACCACAGAGAAAUAUGUCACUACCCAGCGACCAACUGAAACAACUACAACCCAGAGACCCUCUACUACCGUACGAACCACCACCGAAGAGGUUGUCUUUACUACAGCAGAACCAUCUUGUGUUGUUGGAGACAGCAAGGAAGAUUUAAGAGACUGUUCAAUCUACUAUGUAUGCACUGGUGGACUAUCCAUUACUGAAUGGGUCAAGAUGACCUGCGCAGAAGGCACUUUGUAUAAUCCAGUAACAAAACUUUGCGAUUGGCCCAGAGAAGUUGAAGAAGUGAAACCAUCAUGCGCAGCUGCAACAACAGCAGAACCAAUACCAACAUGUGCCCCUGGUACUGUCUACGAUCAAUGUGCAAUCAGAUGUGACCAACUCUGUCAAUAUUAUGGAUUCUUAGUUAGAGAACAAGGAUAUUGUAAGGGCGAAACAGUAUGUGAAGCUGGAUGCGUAUCAGCUUCAAAGGAUAAAGAAUGCCCCGCUGGAUCAGCUUGGUUGAACGAAAACACCUGUGUAGAUGUUGCUUCAUGUCUUUGUGCUACCGAAGAAGGCAAACCAAUUAAGCCUGGUAAAGUAAUUGAAGAAGGUGAUUGCAGAAAAUGCCAAUGUAUCAACAACGCUUUCACAUGUCAUGAAGAAGGCUGCACUACUGGGUACGAAGUAACAACUGAAACUGAAAUUCAAAGUGAAGGAACUACAACCAGCACUGUAAGACCUACAACUGAAGAGGAAAUCAUCGAAUGUACAACAGGCUGGACUUCUUGGAUUAACCAAGACGUGCCAGAAACCGAGGGAGAAUUGAGAACAGAAGAUAUUGAACCUGUUCCUUCAACAUCUAUAUUGAAAUACCUGAAGGAUUCACCCAAAUGUGACCAUGAUAUGAUGGUUGAUAUCCAAUGUAGAACCGUAAAGGGAGGUUUUUCUGCUAGCGAAGUUGCCAAAGAAACUGGAUUAGAUAUUGAAUGUUCUCUAGAAAGGGGUCUAGUCUGCAAAGCUAAUUCACCCGACAACUUAUGCCCAGAUUUUGAAGUACGAGUUAAAUGCCAGUGUGAACCCACAACAACUACCGAAGUUCCUACACAAACAUCCGAAGGUGAAAUAACUACAAGAAGACCAAGCACUACCACCACAGUUGCACCAACCACUACCAGCACAGCUGGUACAACUACCACCGAAGAAUUGGAGUGUCAAACUGGUUGGACCUCUUGGAUUAACCAGGACGUUCCAAACACUGAAGAUGAAUUAAGACAGGAAGAUGUAGAACCAGUUCCUUCCACAUCAAUACUAUCACACUUGGAAGACUCACCUAAAUGUGACCGUGAUAUGAUGGUCGAUAUUCAAUGUAGAACUGUUAAGGAUGGAGUAUCUGCUUACACUAUUGCCAAAGAAACAGGAUUAGACCUUGAAUGUUCUUUGGAGAGAGGAUUGAUAUGUAAAGCAUCAGAAGGCGACAAUUGUCCGGACUUUGAAGUGCGCGUCAGAUGCCAGUGCGAACCAACCACUGUCACCAAAGCUACAACUAGGCCUACAGAGGAAACCAGAACUACCAAGAGAAUAACCACUAGACCCACAAUUGCAACAGCUCCAACAGAAAUAACAGAAGAGGUUACUACCAGAAGAGUAUCAAGCACAAGUCAAGCUCCUACUCAAACAACUCAACCAGAAAUUACGUGUGAAACCGGCUGGACUUCUUGGAUCAAUCAAGAUGUCCCACCAACUGAAGGUGAAAUGAAAGAAGUAGACAGAGAACCAAUUCCAUCAAUCUCAAUAAUUCAAUCUCUCAAGGACUCACCCAAAUGUGACUACGAUAUGAUGGUUGAUAUUCAAUGCAGAACUGUGAAAGGAGGUUUUUCUGCGAGCGAAGUUGCUGAAUCUACCGGUUUGGAUAUUGUAUGUUCCUUAGAACAAGGUUUGGUGUGCAAUUCAAACGGACAAGGCAAGUUAUGUCCCGACUUUGAAGUUCGUCUUAGAUGUCAAUGCGAAGGUACAACAACAGUAACUACAAGAAAGCCAACUAGUAAAGCUCUUCCUACAGAAACAGAAGUUACUGAGGAAGAAUUAACUUCCACAACAAGCAAAGCCACCACGCAUGCAACACGAACAACUGAAGUAGAUCUAGGUUGUGAAACUGGAUGGACUUCAUGGAUCAACCAAGAUGUUCCAAGAAAUGAAGACGAAUUACGAAGAGAAGACAUCGAACCUGUUCCUUCUACUUCAGUAUUGAAAUACUUGGAGAACUCACCCAAAUGUAACUCUGAUAUGUUUGUUGACAUUGAAUGCAGAACUGUUAAAGAUGGCAAUUCAGCUUACAAUGUUGCGAAAGAGACAGGUCUAGAUAUUGAGUGUUCUCUAGAAAAUGGGCUGGUUUGUAGAUCGCCUGGCAACGAAUCGCUGUGUCCAGACUUCGAAGUCAGAGUAAAAUGCCAGUGUGAAGCCACCACAGUUACCAAGGCACCCAUAAGACACACAACCAAGAUAUUGCCAACAGAAACUACUGAAGGCGUAACAACUACUAUUAAACUUACAACAAGACCUACCAUUAGGACAGCUCCAACUGAAAUAACAGAAGAAAUAACUACCACCACCAGAACAGUAAAAACUACCAGCAGAAUUACUCCUGAACCCACACAAACAACUACUGAACAAAUUGAAUGUCUAACUGGAUGGACUUCAUGGAUUAACCAAGAUGUUCCAACUAAUGAAGAUGAGCUUAAAGAAAAUGAUAUUGAACCAGUUCCUUCAACAUCUGUUCUUAAAUACUUAGAGGACUCACCCAAAUGUGGGUAUGACAUGAUGGUCGAUAUCCAAUGUAGAACUGUGAAAGGAGGUUUCUCUGCUAGUGAAGUUGCUCAAGAUACAGGUUUGGAUAUACAAUGCUCACUUGAAAAUGGACUUGUCUGCAACUCACCUGGAGGUGAAAAAUCAUGUCCAGACUUUGAAGUACGAGUAAGAUGUCAGUGUGAAGGUACCACCACGUCAACAACAAGAGUGACAACCAAAACAACGAGCAAAUCUCUUCCAACGGAAGUAACGGAAGAAGAAACAACAUCAACAACAAGGAGAACUCAACCAACAGAAGUAACGGAAGAAGAAACAACAUCAACAACAAGGAGAACUAGACCAACAGAAGGAACUCACAGACCUACUGAAACAACUGAACCUGAAGUGGAGUGUACAACUGGCUGGACUACUUGGAUUAACCAAGAUGUUCCAACCACUGAAGGUGAACUCAAAGAAAACGAUAUUGAACCAGUUCCAUCAACAUCUGUUCUGCAACACUUAGAAGGCUCACCCAAAUGUAGUGAUGACAUGAUGGUCGAUUUCCAAUGUAGAACUGUAAAGGGAGGUUUCUCUGCUAGUGAAGUUGCUCAAGAUACAGGUUUGGAUAUACAAUGCUCACUUGAAAAUGGACUUGUCUGCAACUCACCUGGAGGUGAAAAAUCAUGUCCAGACUUUGAAGUACGAGUAAGAUGCCAGUGCGAAGGUACCACCACGACAACAACAAGAGUGACUACCAAGACAACGAGCAAAUCUCUUCCAACGGAAGUUACGGAAGAAGAAACAACAUCGACAACAAGGAGAACUAGACCAACAGAAGGAACUCACAGACCUACUGAAACAACUGAACCUGAAGUGGAGUGUACAACUGGCUGGACUACUUGGAUUAACCAAGAUGUUCCAACCACUGAAGGUGAACUCAAAGAGAACGAUAUUGAACCAGUUCCUUCAACAUCUGUUCUGCAACACUUAGAAGGCUCACCCAAAUGUAGUGAUGACAUGAUGGUCGAUUUCCAAUGUAGAACUGUAAAGGGAGGUUUCUCUGCUAGUCAAGUUGCUCAAGAUACAGGUUUGGAUAUACAAUGCUCACUUGAAAAUGGACUUGUCUGCAACUCACCUGGAGGUGAAAAAUCAUGUCCAGACUUUGAAGUACGAGUAAGAUGUCAGUGCGAAGGUACCACCACGACAACAACAAGAGUGACUACCAAGACAACGAGCAAAUCUCUUCCAACGGAAGUUACGGAAGAAGAAACAACAUCGACAACAAGGAGAACUAGACCAACAGAAGGAACUCACAGACCUACUGAAACAACUGAACCUGAAGUGGAGUGUACAACUGGCUGGACUUCUUGGAUUAACCAAGAUAUUCCAACCACUGAAGGUGAACUCAAAGAAAACGAUAUUGAACCAGUUCCUUCAACAUCUGUUCUGCAAUACUUAGAAGAUUCACCCAAAUGUGGCGAUGAGAUGAUGGUCGAUUUCCAAUGUAGAACUGUAAAAGGAGGUUUCUCUGCUAGUGAAGUUUCUAAAGAUACAGGUUUGGAUAUAGAAUGUUCACUUGAACAUGGACUUGUCUGUAAUUCACGUGGAGGCGAAAAAGAAUGUCCAGAUUUUGAAGUACGAGUAAGAUGUCAGUGCGAAGGUACAACCACCACAACAACAAGAGUAACUACCAAAACAACGAGCAAAUCUCUACCAACGGAAGUUACGGAAGAAGAAACAACAUCAACAACAAGGAGAACUAGACCAACAGAAGGAACUCACAGACCUACUGAAACAACUGAACCUGAAGUGGAGUGUACAACUGGCUGGACUACUUGGAUUAACCAAGAUGUUCCAACCACUGAAGGUGAACUCAAAGAAAACGAUAUUGAACCAGUUCCUUCAACAUCUGUUCUGCAACACUUAGAAGGCUCACCCAAAUGUAACGAUGAUAUGAUGGUCGAUUUCCAAUGUAGAACUGUAAAGGGAGGUUUCUCUGCUAGUGAAGUUGCUAAGGCUACAGGUUUGGAUAUACAAUGUUCCCUCGAACAAGGACUUGUCUGCAACUCACCUUUAGGUGAAAAAGCCUGUCCAGAUUUUGAAGUACGAGUAAGAUGUCAGUGCGAACCUACCACCACGUCAACAACAAGAGUGACUACCAAAACAACAAGCAAAUCUCUUCCAACCGAAGUUACGGAAGAAGAAACAACAUCAACAACAAGGAGAACUCAGCCAACAGAAGUAACAGAAGAAGAAACAACAUCAACAACAAGGAGAACUAGACCAACAGAAGGAACUCACAGACCUACUGAAACAACUGAGCCUGAAGUGGAGUGUAUAACUGGCUGGACCACUUGGAUUAACCAAGAUGUCCCAACCACCGAAGGUGAACUCAAAGAAAACGAUAUUGAACCAGUUCCUUCAACGUCUGUUCUGCAACACUUAGAAGGCUCACCCAAAUGUGGCGACGACAUGAUGGUCAAUUUCCAAUGCAGAACUGUAAAGGGAGGUUUCUCUGCUAGUGAAGUUACUAAGGCUACAGGUUUGGAUAUACAAUGUUCACUUGAACAAGGACUGGUCUGCAAUUCACCUUUAGGUGAAAAAGCCUGUCCAGAUUUUGAAGUACGAGUAAGAUGUCAGUGCGAACGUACCACCACGUCAACAACAAGAGUGACUACCAAAACAACAAGUAAAUCUCUUCCAACGGAAGUUACGGAAGAAGAAACAACAUCAACAACAAGGAGAACUCAGCCAACAGAAGUAACGGAAGAAGAAACAACAUCAACAACAAGGAGAACUAGACCAACAGAAGGAACUCACAGACCUACUGAAACAACUGAGCCUGAAGUGGAGUGUACAACUGGCUGGACCACUUGGAUUAACCAAGAUGUCCCAACCACCGAAGGUGAACUCAAAGAAAACGAUAUUGAACCAGUUCCUUCAACAUCUGUUCUGCAACACUUAGAAAGCUCACCCAAAUGUGGCGAUGACAUGAUGGUCGAUUUCCAAUGUAGAACUGUAAAGGGAGGUUUCUCUGCUAGUGAAGUUGCUAAGGCUACAGGUUUGGAUAUACAAUGUUCACUUGAACAAGGACUUGUCUGCAAUUCACCUUUAGGUGAAAGAGCCUGUCCAGAUUUUGAAGUACGAGUAAGAUGUCAGUGCGAAGGUACCACCACGUCAAGAACAAGAGUGACUACCAAAACAACGAGCAAAUCUCUUCCAACGGAAGUUACGGAAGAAGAAACAACAUCAACGACAAGGAGAACUAAACCAACAGAAGGAACUCAGAGACCUACUGAAACAACUGAACCUGAAGUAGAGUGUACAACUGGCUGGACUACUUGGAUCAACCAAGAUGUUCCAACAACUGAAGGUGAACUCAAAGAAAACGAUAUUGAACCAGUUCCUUCAACAUCUGUUCUGCAACACUUAGAAGGCUCACCCAAAUGUAGCGAUGACAUGAUGGUCGAUUUCCAAUGUAGAACUGUAAAGGGAGGUUUCUCUGCUAGUGAAGUUUCUAAGGAUACAGGCUUGGAUAUACAAUGCUCACUUGAAAAUGGACUUGUCUGCAACUCACCUGGAGGUGAAAAAUCAUGUCCAGACUUUGAAGUACGAGUAAGAUGUCAGUGCGAAGGUACCACCACGACAACAACAAGAGUGACUACCAAAACAACGAGCAAAUCUCUUCCAACGGAAGUAACGGAAGAAGAAACAACAUCAACAACAAGGAGAACUCAACCAACAGAAGUAACGGAAGAAGAAACAACAACAACAAGGCGCACUGGACCAACAGAAGGAACUCACAGACCUACUGAAACAACUGAAACCGAAGUGGAAUGUACAACUGGCUGGACUACUUGGAUUAACCAAGAUGUUCCUACACGUGAAGACGAAUUAAGGGAAAAGGAUAUUGAACCAGUACCUACAACUUCAGUACUUCAACAUUUGACCGAUUCUCCAAGAUGUGAUUCUGACAUGGUUGCUGAUAUUCAAUGUAGAACUGUUAAGGACGGUAAAUCAGCCUAUAUGGUUGCUCAAGAGACAGGUUUAGAUAUUCGAUGCUCACUUGAAGAAGGUUUAGUGUGUCAAUCAUAUGGAAAUGGUGCACUAUGUCCAGAUUUUGAAGUACGAGUAAAAUGUCAAUGUGAACCAACAACAACAUCAAGAGUCACCAGACCCACAACUAAAGCUCUUCCAACAGAGACAACUGAAGAAGAAACUACUGGAACUACUACAAGAGUAACUUCUAGACCCACAAGCACUGUUGCAGAAACUGAAACUACGGAAACUGAAUUCGGUUGUCAAACUGGCUGGACUUCUUGGAUUAACCAAGAUGUUCCAAGCAACGGGGACGAAUUAAGAGAAGAAGAUAUUGAACCAGUUCCCUCUACUGAACUACUUCAACAUUUGAAGGAUUCUCCAAAAUGUGACUCUGACAUGGUUGCUGAUAUUCAAUGUAGAACUGUCAAGGAUGGCAAAUCGGCCUACACGGUUGCUCAAGAAACAGGUUUAGAUGUUCAAUGCUCUCUUGAACAAGGGUUAGUCUGUAACUCAUCUGGAAAUGGCGCACUAUGUCCAGAUUUUGAAGUACGAGUCAGGUGUCAAUGUGAACCAACAACAUCAAGAGUCACCAGACCCACAACUAAAGCUCUUCCAACAGAGACAACUAAAGAAGAAACUACUGGACCUACUACAAGAGUAACUUCUAGACCCACAAGCACUGUUGCAGAAACUGAAACUACGGAAACUGAAUUCGGUUGUCAAACUGGCUGGACUUCUUGGAUUAACCAAGAUGUUCCAAGCAACGGGGACGAAUUAAGAGAAGAAGAUAUUGAACCAGUUCCAUCUACUGAACUACUUCAACAUUUGAAGGAUUCUCCAAAAUGUGACUCUGACAUGGUUGAUGAUAUUCAAUGUAGAACUGUCAAGGAUGGCAAAUCGGCCUACACGGUUGCUCAAGAAACAGGUUUAGAUAUUCAAUGCUCCCUUGAACAAGGUUUAGUCUGUAACUCAUCUGGAAAUGGCGCACUAUGUCCAGAUUUUGAAGUACGAGUCAGGUGUCAAUGUGAACCAACAACAUCAAGAGUAACCAGACCCACAACUAAAGCUCUUCCAACAGAGACAACUGAAGAAGAAACUACUGGAACUACUACAAGAGUAACUUCUAGACCCACAAGCACUGUUGCAGAAACUGAAACUACGGAAACUGAAUUCGGUUGUCAAACUGGCUGGACUUCUUGGAUUAACCAAGAUGUUCCAAGCAACGGGGAUGAAUUAAGAGAAGAAGAUGUUGAACCAGUUCCCUCUACUGAACUACUUCAACAUUUGAAGGAUUCUCCAAAAUGUGACUCUGACAUGGUUGCUGAUAUUCAAUGUAGAACUGUUAAGGAUGGCAAAUCGGCCUACACGGUUGCUCAAGAAACAGAUUUAGAUGUUCAAUGCUCUCUUGAACAAGGGUUAGUCUGUAACUCAUCUAGAAAUGGCGCACUAUGUCCAGAUUUUGAAGUACGAGUCAGGUGUCAAUGUGAACCAACAACAUCAAGAGUCACCAGACCCACAACUAAAGCUCUUCCAACAGAGACAACUGAAGAAGAAACUACUGGAACUAAGACAAGAGUCACCAGACCCACAACUAAAGCUCUUCCAACAGAGACAACUGAAGAAGAAACUACUGGAACUACUAGAAGAGUAACUUCUAGACCCACAAGCACUGUUGCAGAAACUGAAACUACGGAAACUGGAUACGGUUGUCAAACUGGCUGGACUUCUUGGAUUAACCAAGAUGUUCCAAGCAACGGGGAUGAAUUGAGAGAAGAAGAUAUAGAACCAGUUCCAUCUACUGAACUACUUCAACAUUUGACAGAAUCUCCAAAAUGUGACGCUGACAUGCUUGCUGAUAUUCAAUGUAGAACUGUUAAGGAUGGUAAAUCGGCCUAUAUGGUUGCUCGAGAGACUGGUUUAGAUAUUCAAUGCUCUCUUGCAGAAGGUUUAAUCUGUAACUCAUCUGGCAAUGGCGCACUAUGUCCAGAUUUUGAAGUACGAGUAAGAUGUCAAUGUGAACCAACAACGUCAAGAGUCACUAGACCCACAACUAAAGCUCUUCCAACAGAAACAACUGAAGAAGAAACUACUGGAACUACGACAAGAGUAACCUCUAGACCCACAAGCACUGUUACAGAAACUGAAACUACGGAGGCUGAAUUCGGUUGUCAAACUGGCUGGACUUCUUGGAUUAACCAAGAUGUUCCAAGCAAUGAGGAUGAAUUGAGAGAAGAAGAUAUUGAACCAGUUCCAUCUACUGAACUACUUCAACGUUUGAAGGAUUCUCCAAAAUGUGACUCUGACAUGGUUGCUGAUAUUCAAUGUAGAACUGUUAAGGAUGGUAAAUCGGCCUAUAGGGUUGCUCAAGAGACCGGUUUAGAUGUUCAAUGCUCUGUUGAUGAAGGUUUAGUCUGUAAAUCAUCUGGAAAUGAUUCACAAUGUCCAGAUUUUGAAGUACGAGUAAGAUGUCAAUGUGAACCAACAACGUCAAGAGUCACUAGACCCACAACUAAAGCCCUACCAACAGAAACAACUGAAGAAGAAACUACUGGAACUACAAGAAGAGUAACAUCUAGACCCACAAGCACUAUUGCAGAAACUGAAACUACGGAGACUGAAUACGGUUGUCAAACUGGCUGGACUUCUUGGAUUAACCAAGAUGUUCCAAGCAAUGAGGAUGAAUUGAGAGAAGAAGAUAUUGAACCAGUUCCAUCUACUGAAGUACUUCAACAUUUGAAGGAUUCUCCAAAAUGUGACUCUGACAUGGUGGCUGAUAUUCAAUGUAGAACUGUUAAGGAUGGUAAAUCGGCCUAUAGGGUUGCUCAAGAGACCGGUUUAGAUAUUCAAUGCUCUCUUGAUGAAGGUUUGGUUUGUAAAUCAUCUGGAAAUGGCGCACUGUGUCCAGAUUUUGAAGUACGAGUAAAAUGCCAAUGUGAACCAACAACAACAUCAAGAGUCACCAGACCCACAACUAAAGCUCUUCCAACAGAAACCACUGAAGAAGAAACCACUGGAACUACAGGAAGAGUAACUUCUAGACCCACAAGCACUGUUGCAGAAACUGAAACUACAGAAGCUGAAUUCGGUUGUCAAACUGGCUGGACUUCUUGGAUUGACCAAGAUGUUCCAAGAAACGAGGAUGAAUUAAGACAAGAAGAUAUUGAACCAGUUCCUUCUAAUGAAAUACUUAAAUACUUGAAAGAUUCACCUAAAUGUGAUUCCAAUAUGAUGGUAGAUAUUCAAUGCAGAACUGUUAAAGAUCUUGAAUCAGCCUACAAAGUUGCUCAAGAAACUGGAUUGGACAUUGAGUGUUCUCUUGAAAGAGGUUUAAUUUGUAGAUCUUCAGGAAAUGAAUCCAAAUGUCCAGACUUUGAAGUGAGGGUAAAAUGUCAGUGUGAACCAACAACAAUUACCAAAACCACUUUAAGACCCACAACACAAGCAACACAUCCAACCGAAGUAACUGAAGGUGAAAUCACUACCACUAAGUUAUCUACUAGACCCACAAUGGAAACAGCACCUACAGAAAUCACUGAGGAAGUUACAAAAACGACCAGAACAGUUAUCACCACAAGCCAUGUCACUCCUCAACCUACAGAAACCACUGUUAAAGAACAAGUUAGCUGUAAGACUGGCUGGACUCCUUGGAUUAAUCAGGACAUUCCAUCAAAUGAAGACCAAUUAAGAGAACAAGAUGUAGAGCCUGUACCUACACCAUCAAUAAUGAAAUAUCUGAAGGACUCACCUAAAUGUGAUACCGAUAAAAUUGUUGCUAUCCAAUGUAGAACUGUUAAAGGGGGAUUCUCUGCAGAAAGUGUUGCUAAGGAAACUGGACUUGAUAUUGAAUGCUCGUUAGAAAAUGGAUUAAUCUGUAAAGCAACCGGAUUUGACAAUCUCUGUCCAGAUUUUGAGACACGUGUGAGAUGUCAAUGUGAACCUGUUACAACUACUACAGCCACAACCAGACCUACUAGCAAGACUGCCCCAACAGAAGUUACAGAAGAAGAAACUACUGGUACAACAAAGAAAUAUCCUACAAGUAAAGCCCUUUCAACUGAAACAGAGGAACUAACUACUACUCCACCUACACCAAUGGAACCUAAAUCGUCUACAACUGUAGCACCUGAAGUAACAACUGAAGGAGAACUUACUUGUCAACCAGGCUGGUCCACAUGGAUCAACCAAGAAGUUCUUCCAAAGGAUCAAUUAAGAGAGGAAGAUAGAGAACCUGUGCCAUCUACUGAAGUACUCGAAAACUUAGAAGGUUCACCAAAAUGUGAUAGGGAUAUGGUUGUUGACAUCCAAUGCAGAACAGUUAGAGACGGUACAUUAUCCUACAUAGUUGCUCAGGAAACUGGACUUGAUAUCGAAUGUUCUCUACAAAAUGGUUUGAUUUGCAAAACUACUGGAAAUAGUAUUAUGUUGUGUCCAGACUUUGAAGUUCGCGUGAAAUGUCAAUGUGAAUUCGCCACAACUGCUACGCCACCUACAACGUUAUCAGAAAUAACUGAACCUCCAUUCGUUACCAAGAAGAAGACUACUGCUGGUGCAUACACCACACCUUCAACUACACUCAGUGAAGUCACCGAAGAAUUCGUAAGCAAAAGAGAACGCACAGACGCUCAAACGCCCGGAACUGUCACUACACCCGCCGGAACAUCAUACGCUACACCAAGCGUUACACCACCAAGUGAAUGUGCUAAAGACAGCUUCGUUCCACUUAUCCAAGGUGAUUCUCCAUUACCUGAUGAAGCAUUUAGUGCAAGCAGCGUUUUGGAAGAUAUCUUCGCACCAAACAAUGCAAGAUUGGACAGCGAUGUUAGCGAAACUUCUGGUGGAAGCUGGGCUCCUAGAUAUACCAACGAGAACCAAUUCCUAGAAAUCGAUCUUGGAAAACAAGAACCCGUUUACGGAGUAAUUGUUAAGGGAAGUCCAUUAUACGACGAAUAUGUUACAAGCUACAGAGUCUUAUACAGUCCAGAUGGUCAUAUCUUCUACUACGUUUUGGAUAAGAACACUAAAUUGCCAAUAAUAUUCAGAGGUUCUACCGAUGCAACAACUGAAGUCAAACAAUUCUUCGACGAGCCUGUUGAAGCAACGAAGAUUCGUAUUAAUCCAAAGACAUGGAACAAUGGAAUCUCUUUAAGAGUUGAACUUGUUGGAUGUGGAGAAAUGCAAACUUCUACCACUCUAACCGCCAAACCUACUAGACAUACCACCAGGCCAACCCAUCGCACUAGAAGACCUACCACUCGCCAUUCAACCACCACUCAUAGACCCACAACCAUCAUUGUUCACACUACAGUAGCCCCACAGAUUUGUGACGAUCCUAUGGGUCUCUCUGAAGGCAACCUAUCCCUUUCCCAAAUUUCAGUAAGUUCUUCUGUCGAUGUCAGACACGACAAAGCCAGUCUGCCACUCAACAGUGAAUCUGCUUGGCAGCCACUCACCAACUCACCUACCGAAUGGAUAGUGGUUGACUUCUUGGAACCAAGAGAAUUAACUGGUUUGACCACCAAGGGAGGACCAGAUGGUUGGGUUGAAAAUUACGUUGUUGAAUAUUCCCACGAUGGAAUAAACUGGAACAAGGUUAUGUAUGAACAAAAAGAACGAAUCUUCCCUGGAAACUUCAACCAGAACCUUCCUCAAGUAAACUACUUUGAAUUACCAAUCAUGGCUAGAUACUUAAAGGUCAUUCCUAAGAAAUGGAAGAACACAAUUCAGAUGAGACUUGAAGUACAAGGCUGCUAUCUCCCAUACCCUACUACUACCCCCGAGGAAGUCACACCAUCAACUACUACCACUGCAUACGAGUGUAACUAUUGUCCUGGAGUAAUCGAUACCAAUGUUGAACUUGACGUUUGCAAAUGCUUACCAACCAAAUACUGGGAUGGACAGAGAUGCGUUGAUAGACCUGAAUGUCCUUGCGUAGUUGGAGUUGUCAAAUAUCCUGUUGGAGCAGUAUUUGAAAAAGAAGAUUGUUCAGAAUGUGUCUGUAAACUUGGUGGAGUUGAAUACUGUGAACCAAAGAAAUGUCAACCUUGUGGACCGUUCAUGAGAAGCACAGUAACAGCAACAUGUGCCUGCACCUGCAAGUUCUGCGAAGAAGGAACAACUCUUUGCCCAACUAGUAACAUCUGUAUCAAUUCAACGCUAUGGUGCAACGGUGUCGUAGAUUGUCCUGAUGAUGAAGUAAACUGCGGCUCAACUAUUCCUGAAGUAAGUUCAGCUCUUCCAGAAGAGACUACAACACCAGGCUUGGAAACUAGUCCAACACCACAAGAAGUCACUACUAAACCUACUGAAGCUACAAGACCAACAAGUAGGCCCGAAGUUUCUACUCCUCAACCUACCACCCAAACUAGUGCACCUGAAACUCAAAGUACCACAGUUUCUGUAUUCACCACUAACGCUCCUUUGACCACCACCAACGAACCUACUACACCCAAAGAAGAGUGUAUUGAAAUAGUAUGUCCUGAAGGAUUUAAAAGGGUACCAAAGAAUAAUAAGUACAGAAAAACUAGCAAUAGAUAUACAUCACAAAUGAUAAGGAACAAUAACGUUAAAACUUCAUACAGCAAGGGUGGUACUAAAGGAGGCACUAAAGGAGGUACUAAAGGAGGAUACCAACCUGUCAAACAACCACCUAAGAAAUGGAAUCUGCAAAAACCGACAUACCCAACUAAGGGAGGCAAUCACGACCUCGAACAAUUAGUAGAAGAAUGUAUAGUGUACAUCUGUGUACCAGAUUGGCAUCCAGGUGGUGGUGGUGGAGAAAUUUGUCCUGAUGUUCAGUGUUCCAAUGGAUUAAUUUUAGUUUUUGAUGAAUUUGUUAAUGACUGCCAAGAAUUCCACUGUGAACUCCCACCCAAACCAGACGCAACAUGUAAAGUUACUGGAAAAACUUUCGACACCUUCGACAAUGUUGAAUAUAAAUAUGACAUAUGUAAUCAUGUUUUGGCUAGAGAUUUGGAACAUGACGAAUGGGAAAUAUCAUUGAGAAAGGCCUGCACAACCACAUGCUCUAGAGACCUAAUUAUUCAACAUGAUUGGCAACAAUUCGUCAUCCAUCCUGACUUCUCUAUCGAAUACGACGGAUACACCUACACCUUGGAUCAAGCUAUCAAACUAGCUGAAAGACAGGAUGACUUCUCAAUACAACAAGUUGGUAACACCGUCUUAUUCACUUCAACCAAAUAUGGUUUCUGGAUUGUUUGGAAUCACGAUGCUGACGUCAAGAUUGGAGUCGAUCAAGAACUUAUCGAAAAGGUUGACGGUUUGUGUGGUUACUUCGAUGGCGAGAAAGAAGGAGACAAGAGGAAGCCUGAUGGUGGCUUGGCUAAGACUACUGAAGAAUUUGGAGAUAGUUGGGCCUUAUCACACGACCAACCUCAAAUUUGUGAAGCUAAAUCUUGCCCAGAUGAAAAACAAGACAUUGCAUGGAAGAUAUGUAGCAAAGUCAGGGAGCAAUCUCUUGACCAAUGUUCCCGUGUUGUGGAUGUUGAAUCAUUCUUAUCAAAAUGUUUGGAAACAACAUGUACUUGCCUAGAACACGCAGCCGAAAACUCUACAGCAGAAGAAUCAUGCAAAUGUGAAGCUUUACAGAACUUUGUUGUCGAAUGUCUUUCUACAGACCCAACUAUUGAUAUAUCUGAUUGGAGAGUGGAACAAAAUUGCCCAACUGAAUGUGAAGCUCCAUUGAUCUUCCAAGAUUGUUACCAAAGAAGAUGCGAACCAAGCUGUAACACCUUCUCUGACCCAAGCAUAUGUCCUAAGGUCAGUGAUAUGUGCUUCCCAGGUUGCUACUGUCCUCCUGGUUACGUCAAAGAAGGAGACAAAUGUAUUCCUCCAUCUAGCUGUAAGAAUUGUGAAUGUGACCUUCUACCCCAUGUAUCUUACGUCACUUACGAUGAUAACGAAUUCACUAUCAAUGGAAAUUGUGUCUAUGUCAUGUCAAGAGAUCAAGUUCCACUUGUCGGACAGGAACAUCAAUUCCAGGUUCUUGUUACCAACCACCCAUGUCCAAGUGCUAAAGGAGGUAGCCAUAAGAUGUGUAUAGGAAAAAUCACCAUCCUGUACCAAGGCCACAAACUACAUGUUCUCAAGGACGAAAAUAGACCAAGAUUGAAACUUAUCAUGGACGGAGAAGUAAUCGAUGAUUAUUCUGAAGUUAGACACGUCGUAAAAGUUCAUAGAGAUUCAAGUGGCGAUAUGAAUAUUCUUCUGCCUACAAUCCAAGUUGAGGUAUUAGUAACUUACCCAACACUCGCAUCCAGUGUGAAGGCACCAUCUUACAUCUUCGAAGGAAAGCUUGAAGGUAUUUGCGGUAACUGCAAUGGAAAACCAAAGGAUGACUUCACAAAACCAGAUAAAAAUACACCUAAAGAUGAUUUAGACUUUGAACUGAGCUGGUUGUACGAAGGUCUUCCUCAAAACAAAGAAGAAUGUGGCGCUGAAAAAGAAGAAACAUGCGUACCAGAUCCCACGCAACCUGACCCAUGUGAGCAAUUAUUGGAUAUCAACAAAUUUGGAAAGUGUGCCAACCUUUUGGAUCCAACUUCAUACUUGGAUUGGUGUCAAAGAGAUACUUGCAAGGGAGAUCCAGCUGAAUCUUGCACUGCCCUUGAGGCAUACGCCAAGGACUGCGCCAAGUAUGGCUUCUGCGUCAACUGGAGAAACGAUCUUUGCCCAGCUCCAGUCUGUGAUCCUGGUUUGUUCUACUCACCAUGCGGACCAGCUCAUCCUGAAACAUGCGAGACUAUCAUAGAGGGCACCAAAGGAGGUAUAAAGGGAGGAAAGAGGAAUAUUCCUACUGAGGGAUGCUUCUGUCCUAAAGGAAAGGUUCUAUUAAACGAGACUUGUGUUACACCAAGAGAAUGCAUAACUUGUGACAACGAAGGACAUCAUCCUGGAGAUGAAUGGAAGAAGGACAAAUGCACAAAAUGUAAGUGCCAAGGUACCAACUUGGAAUGUGAGAAACAAGAAUGUGUUGAUCCAUCGACUAUUUGUGAACAUGGAUAUACUGCCGUCAGAGUACCAACCGCUGAAGACGAAUGCUGUGACAAAUAUACUUGCAUUCCUGGACCUACUUUCUCACCAACUUGCGAACCGCCACAAAACUUGGUGUGUGGUAAGGAUCAAGUUACCAGACUGACUACCAAAGCAGAUGGAUGCCAAUCUUACAUUUGUGAGUGCAAAGCUCUAGAAGAAUGUGAAGAAAUUGAUCUUACUUCAACAGAACCUCUUGAACCAGGAUACGUCAAAGAAAUUGACACCAACAGCAGCUGUUGUCCAAUCAUCAACUACGUUUGCAAGAAAGACAGGUGUCCAGUCAUCGAACCCUGCCCACCAUUCUACUCCAUUAAGGUAGAAGAAGGUAAAUGCUGUCCAACCUACUCUUGCGAAGCGCCAGAAAAAUGUAUCGUUGAAACUGGAUUCACAUCUGCCGCUGAAGGUGGUGAACGUCCAUUGACCGAUUUGGAGAAACAAAAACUGCUCAAGAACGCUAAUGACACCUGGAACGACGGACCCUGCAGAACUUGCAAAUGUCUACACAAUGAAAAUAACAACGCCUACAUUGCAUCUUGCUCCAAGACCAAUUGUCCCAUCAUGGAACAGAGUUCAGACUUCGAUGAUUACGAAUUAGUACCUGAAUACGUCUACCAACAAUGUUGUCCUACUUACAGAAGGGUUGCUUGCAAAUACAACGGUAAAGUACAAGAAGUAGGAGACAAUUGGUUUAUGGAAGGUGACUACUGUACCUCCAUCAUGUGUGUCAAAUCUGAUGCCGGAUAUAUUCAGAAACAGAACCAAGUCAAACAUUGUGAAGUCAAUUGUGAUUAUGGAUUUGAAUACGUAGCACCAACUGUGGAAUCCAAAGAAUGUUGCGGAUACUGCAAACAAAUCGCUUGCGUUGUUGAAGGAACCAUAUACGAAAUUGGAGAAGAAUGGUCAUCUCCAGAUGCUUGCACCAAAUAUGUUUGUACAGAUGUUGAAGGUUUGAUUCAAGUUAGAGCUCAACUUACCAACUGUCCAGUAAUAUCCCAAGAAGAUGCCAAAAACUUUGUUAUUCAAGACGAGAUUGUCAAAGGACACUGUUGUCCCAAACACGUGAAGACAGCUUGCAAAGUCGAUGGCAAUAUUGUUAAGGUUGGAGAAACAUGGCCCUCAGCAGAUGAUAAAUGCAAGAGCUACAAAUGUAACGAAAAAGGAGAACAAGAACUUGUCCUUCAAGAAUCCGUCCAGUUCUGCAAGACUGAAUGUGCAAAGGGUUGGGAAUAUAAACCAUCUGAAACAAAAUGCUGCGGUGAAUGUGUCCAAGUAUCAUGUGUCAUUGAGGACGAAGUCUGGCUAGAAGGUCAAACCUGGAAAUCAGACGAUAACUGUACAACAUUCAGUUGUGAAAAAUUGGGAGACCAAUACUCGAUUACAAGUCAGCAGGAAUCUUGCCCACCGUUGGAUAGUUCUUGCGAACCUAAAAAUAUAUAUGUACAGGGAUGCUGUCAAUACUGCAACAGUAGUGGAUCAGCACUAACACAAUGUAUGGCCCUUCCAGUUCCCGAAAAACUAACAAUUGGACUAUUGAAAUACUCUGAAUGUUCUAAUGUCAACCCGAUCAAGAACUUCACAGAAUGUGUUGGUAGUUGUGAAUCUGCAACCAGCUUCAAUCCAAUUUUGGGAAUGAUGCAAUCCAAAUGUUCUUGUUGUCAAGCCAUUGCCUUCAACAACUUACAAGUCGAACUUCAAUGCCCUGACGGCAGUGUGCUCAAGAAGGACGUAGAAGUACCAUCCAAAUGUAAUUGUAACAUAACAGCUUGCGAAGGAAACUUGAAAUCUAUCGAGCCUAGGUCCAUCGUUCACAGAGGAAGAAGAUAUGGCGUCUAUUAAAAGAUAGAAUAGUUUGUUUUAUGACUAGUGUUACGUGUUUUAUUAUUAAUAUGUAAGAGUUUUAUUAGAGUUAAAUAAAGUUGGUUGAUUUUGA
Molecule: messenger RNA, 24309 nt
Organism: Diabrotica virgifera virgifera (western corn rootworm)
Lineage: Eukaryota; Metazoa; Arthropoda; Insecta; Coleoptera; Chrysomelidae
Product: mucin-5AC-like
Exons: 106
Coding region: 39-24215 (8058 amino acids)
Cellular component (GO): extracellular region; extracellular matrix
Molecular function (GO): chitin binding; protein binding
Source: RefSeq, a predicted model, not a curated record